UAAAAAUCUUUUGUUCAAUUAACAACAAGUGUGAAGUGUGGUGCGACGAUUGUUGGAAAGGAUAAGAACAACUUUGGAUUACAUUACAGAAAGAAAUCAUUUUUAUAUACAAAAUGAAAAACUUUGCCCUCUGUAUGAUCGCUGCUGCGCUGCUGUGCCUGGUGGACGCAGCACCCAAACCGCAAGGUGGAGAACCCAUUGCAAUUAUAAGCCAAGAAUCGAAUAUCGAGCCGGAUGGUGCCUACAAUUAUGCUUACGAAACGGCCAAUGGUAUUAAGGCUGAGGAAACUGGAACCGUAAAGAAGGCCACCUCUGCGGACACCACGGAUGUGAUCAUUGUGAAGGGAUCCGUCUCGUACACCUCGCCUGAGGGAGAGCUAAUCACUCUGAACUAUGCGGCUGAUGAUGAGAACGGAUUCCAGCCAACGGGUGCACAUUUGCCCACUCCACCACCAAUUCCACCAGCGAUCCAGAAGGCGCUCGACUAUCUGCUCACCCUGCCCCCAUCUCAGCGUCGCCGUUAGGACAAUUAGUUCUUAAUGAAUAAGAUCCUGAUGGAGAAAUGAGGGGACAGUGACCAUGCAAACGAUUUUAAUAUUCUAUACCCAAACGAAGCAAAUUGCUGCUAGCCCAUAUAUCAACAAUCAAUCAAUUAAUACCUUGAAGCGAACACCAACAUCGAGCAGCUGACUGAAGAACACAACCUGUAGACACACACGCACACACACAUACAUACACAAGCACUAACUAACUAUUUAGUUCUGAUUUCACAUUCUUUGUUUUAUUCCUUUACUCCAUUUCUUCCAAUCGUUCUUUUCGUCUAUGUAUACUGUGCUUAAGAUCUUUUAGUCGCCGGAACUUUGCCAUUUUCGGACUCAUGUGAUAUCAUCGAAUUAUUAAUGGAAUCAAGAAGAAAAUGUAAAAAAAAAUAAAGGAGAAAGAGAAUAAUGAAUUAUGCUAUAAUAACCGAAUUAUUGUGCACAGCAAUUCUUGUGUAAAUAGUCUAUAUAACUAUAAUCGAUUGCAUGUAAUAUGAGCAUAAGCAUUAUGGAUGACAAGGAUGUACCUACUUAUAUAUACAUACACACGCAUAAAUUUAUACGAA
Molecule: messenger RNA, 1105 nt
Organism: Drosophila grimshawi
Lineage: Eukaryota; Metazoa; Arthropoda; Insecta; Diptera; Drosophilidae
Gene: Cpr49Ae
Product: endocuticle structural glycoprotein ABD-4
Exons: 3
Coding region: 114-524 (136 amino acids)
Cellular component (GO): chitin-based extracellular matrix
Molecular function (GO): structural constituent of chitin-based larval cuticle
Source: RefSeq, a predicted model, not a curated record